Molecule: messenger RNA, 2001 nt
Organism: Manduca sexta (tobacco hornworm)
Lineage: Eukaryota; Metazoa; Arthropoda; Insecta; Lepidoptera; Sphingidae
Exons: 7
Coding region: 1-1929 (642 amino acids)
Biological process (GO): proteolysis
Molecular function (GO): serine-type endopeptidase activity
Source: RefSeq, a predicted model, not a curated record
AUGGCAUCUAAUUCAAUCGAGUCUCUGGAUUUCUUAGAAGACUUUUUAAGCAAAAUAAACGAACUAACUGUUGACAAUUUUGUAAUGGAAAUUUCAAAUGAAACAUUGAAUAAUGGAACAGACAUCUUUAAAUUAGGAAAAACAAAUUAUAAUAAUUUGAAGUUAUGGAGUCCUCCAACCCUCAAUGAGAGAGAGGAGUUAUUCAACCUAACCAAUAGGAGGAUAUAUAAAGGCAAAAGGACCAGGAUUAAAAAGUACCCGUUCAUGGCCAGUGUCCACGUCAUCAACGAGUUCAUGUGUGCUGGCUCCAUCAUCAGCAAGAACUUCGUCAUCACGGCUGCCUCUUGCUUGCAAAUUGUCUUCAACAACAAAAAAUUUAGAGAAAAUCCUUCUUCAAUAUUCAUCAGAGUAGGCAGCGAUUACACCAAGCGUUAUGGCGAAACUAUUCCAAUACGUGAACUGCAUUUCCACCCAGAAUACGAACCAUUUAGUCUGAAGAACAACUUGGCGCUCCUGAAAAUAGCGAGACCUCUGAAGUCCUUGAAGAAGAAGCGAAAGGUCAGACGGAUCCAGUAUGAUAGAACAAAGAUGAAAUUAGUGGAUGGAGAAGUUACUAUUAUAGGAUGGGGCGCUACUGAUGACGUCAUUGGUGUCAAAAAAUAUCAACCUCUUGCUGUAGCCAACAUCGAUGUGUAUGAUUUCGACAAAUGUCAAGAAAUUUACUCGAAAAAUUACGUCAUUGAAUCUAACUUUUGUGUUGGUUUUGUAUCAAAAGGUGGUGGUGCUUGUAAUAAAGACGUUGGCGGUCCAGGAAUAGUCAAUGGAGUCCUCGUGGGAGUGAUCAGCUUCGGACCUCCAGUGUGUGGGACGCCAGGCAUGCCCACUGUACUCGUCAAACUAGGAUAUUAUGCUACUUGGAUAGAAAGUGUUAUCAAUCAGGCAUCCACUUCUGCCGCUUCAGCUAAAUUUCGAACGUCAGCCCAAGCUAAAACAGCGGAAUUUCCCCCCACUUCUACAAAAUUAGAAGAACGGUAUCCGCUAAAUCCAAAUUACGUAAGAACUGGAACCAAACAAGAUUACCCCGAGGAAGUUGCAAUACUCAACCAAAUACUGAAUGACGUUAUUUUAUCAAACAAGACCGUUGUAGACGACAUACUAUACGGCGCUUUAGAAGAUGACUUUAGUGAUAUUUUCAAACCAUCGACUAAAGUAAAAAUACACGAACACCCCCUUGCUAAUAAAAGUUUAUUUCUAUUACCCGAAAUCCAUGAUUUUGGCAAAGAACAUCAGCCGAAUGUUACGGAAGAAUUGACUACAUCGUCGCCACUAUUGACGACGACGCAUCCCGGUUUGAAUGUACACUAUUUGGAUGAUUAUGGGGAGAGGAUACGGUAUUUGGAAGCUGCCUACCAUUUAAUGACUAUCUUAACUCUUCCCACACCUCGAACUCCUACGACUACUGAAGAACCGAGACAUAUUACUGAUAGAAUCGGACGUGCGAGUAGCAUUACUUUAUUAGAAUUAGAUGAUACUGAUGAUGAAUAUUCUAAAGUGGUGAGUUCUGAAGAUUCCGAGCAAGUAUCAGAUAAUUAUGAAGACCAAAGUAAAGAAAUUUAUGAAGAGAGUGAAGGAAUGAGCAUUGAUGUAGAAGCUAUGACAGAGCGAGAAGUUACCUACCUAACACCUAUCUCAAAUAUUGAAAGGGUGAAAGAUAAAGAAUACACAUUCUUUGUUGAUAGAAACGUAAAUAAACAUAAUCCUAAAAUUAUGGAAGCUAAAUCAAAAAUGUUUUUAAAAAAACCAUACACAUCGAAAGGUAUGCGUAAAGCCACUCGAAUAUUGUAUAAAAAGAAAUUGUUUGCCGAAAAUGACGAGAAAUUUCGAAGCAAAACGCAAAAGAGGAAGAAAAUACGUUUUAGAUUUCAGUAACGUUCUAUAAUUACCGCUAUGUUCCUUAUAAAUAUUGUAAGAAUAAAUUUGAAUUUUAUUUUUAUAUCACCU